Messenger RNA from Mizuhopecten yessoensis (Yesso scallop), 955 nucleotides. RefSeq names its product carbohydrate sulfotransferase 11-like. The record is from RefSeq and is a predicted model, not a curated record. The transcript has a single exon. Gene Ontology annotation, molecular function: sulfotransferase activity. Lineage: Eukaryota; Metazoa; Mollusca; Bivalvia; Pectinida; Pectinidae. Gene Ontology annotation, biological process: carbohydrate biosynthetic process. The annotation marks the transcript as partial. Gene Ontology annotation, cellular component: membrane.
GUAGAUCCACCCAGUAAGGUCAAAGUGGGCAAAGCGAGAUCUCGAUGGCGUAGACAGAUAGACCUUCGUUACCACCGCCUACAGAGUAUGUGUACGUCAGAGGAUACAGAAUCAAACUUCACCCCACUGAACCUACAUCACUUCCAGUACAACCAUAAAUACCGGAUGUUCUACUGCGGUGUGGAGAAAAGUGGCUCCACAUUUUGGCGAAGACUUCUGCAACAAAUAGACAGAAAUGUUAUCAUUAGUCCAUACAAUAUCCGGCCUGAAAACGGGCUGCUUAAUUAUAAAAACCUUGGCAAUGAAACAAUGGAAGAAUUAGGAGACAUUUUAAAGUUUUCUAUCAAGUUUAUGGUUGCCAGAGACCCGUAUACGAGACUGCUGUCUGGAUAUAUAGACAAGUUAUAUUCACCCAACGUCUAUUUUUGGGACUCCGUAGGGGAGCAUAUCGUGCGAACUGUCCGACCUAACGCUACUAUGAAAAGUAAAACUUGUGGACAUGAUGUGACGUUUUUAGAAUUUGUGAAAUACGUCAUCAAAGCACAGACGACAGGGGAGAAAAAAGACAGUCACUUUAUACCCGCCGUGGAAAUAUGUCAUCCUUGUAAAGUGAAAUUUGACAUUAUAAGUCACAUGGAGACUUUAAAAUUUGACACACGUUACAUUUUAGAAACAUUCAACCUUCGGUCUUACUUAAGCGUUAUUGAGGGCCCGUCCUUUAACAUGCUCAAUGAUACUAUAUAUGAUGCAGCACAGGCUUUUGUGAUAAUGAGGACGGACAUGCGAAGAUGUGUAAAUGUGCACACUGCGCUUCUAAGAGUUUGGAAAAAGCUACAAAUCAAAGGAAUUGUCAGUUUAGAUACAGCAUGUCCUUUUAAAAAAGACGAAGUGUUGGAUUUAACUAUAGACGACCUGACAAGUGUCAUCAGAAAAGCUUUCGAUUCGGCUUCUCUAA